AUGGGGGACGAAGACCGGGUACCCACGUCCCCAAUAAAGCCGCGUCCCAGGCCCAGCGAGCAGUGGUUCUUCAGCGCGUGCCGAGAAUUGGGCGGCGGGAGGGGUCCGGAGCGCGGGAGAGGUCCGGAGGGCGGGCUGGAGGCCUCCCUCCCCACACCCCCACCCCGCUCCCGCCCAGGCCCGGGGCACUCCCGCGUCCCCUCCCCCGCGCCCAGCGCCGGUCCUACCGAAACUCGGCGGGCUCGUAGUGUCGAGACGCCCCCCGCGGGGGCCCCGGGACGAGAGGGAGGGCCCCGGAGGUCCAGGAAGAGGGGGAAAGGGAGAAAUUCGAGAAACAAGCCUCUCGGGGAGAACCAGACAAACCGGGUCCGGGCAUGGAGGGCGCAGUCGCCAGGGCGGGGCGGGGUCUGGGGCCCCGGGAAUUGGGGGCGGGCUCUCGGGCCGGAGAGGGCGCUCCGCCUCGGCAGCUCCGGACUCGUGGGGGGGGGGGGGGUGCGGGUAGGGAGCCCUGAGGCCCGUGCGCUUCGGCCCCCCGGGGCUCCUCGUGACGCGGCACCCCGACGGGAGUCCAGCCGGCUAGGCGGGAGCUCCGCCCUCGGCCCCGCCCAGCCCCGAGCCCCAAAUUGCGGCCGGGAACAGCUACAGGUCGCGAAGCCAUGGGGUGGGCAGCCCGAGCGCCGACUGGGGGCGGCCCCGCGCGGCCCGGCCCCGCCCCUCCCGGUCGGUGCCCGCCCCCCUGCGCGCCCCGCCCCCUCCUUCCCCGCAGCCCCCACCCCCCGCCCCGGCUCCUCAACACAAACUUUCCGUCCCGCUCGCUCCCUCCUCCGCGCCCGGCGCCUCCCGCUCCGGCCCGGCUCAUUCCGCACAUUCCGGCCAGCCCCCUCCCCAAGACCCCCCUUCCCCGGCCCCCCUCUCAGCUUUUUCGGGCCCGGCGGAGCGGCCCGGCCGGAGCGCCCCCCCGAGCUCGGACCAGGCUCCGGCUGCCCAGUGGGCUCAGGCCCAGAGCCCAGAGCAACCAGCACAAUAGCGUCCAACAGCUGGAAUGCCAGCAGCAGCCCCGGGGAGGCCCGGGAGGAUGGGCCCGAGGGCCUGGACAAGGGGCUGGACAACGACGCGGAGGGUGUGUGGAGCCCCGACAUCGAGCAGAGCUUCCAGGAGGCCCUGGCCAUCUACCCGCCCUGCGGCCGCCGCAAGAUCAUCCUGUCAGACGAGGGCAAGAUGUACGGUCGAAAUGAGUUGAUUGCGCGCUACAUCAAACUGAGGACGGGGAAGACGCGGACGAGAAAACAGGUGUCCAGCCACAUACAGGUUCUAGCUCGGAAGAAGGUGCGGGAGUACCAGGUUGGCAUCAAGGCCAUGAACCUGGACCAGGUCUCCAAGGACAAAGCCCUCCAGAGCAUGGCAUCCAUGUCAUCCGCCCAGAUUGUCUCCGCCAGCGUCCUACAGAACAAGUUCAGCCCACCCUCCCCUCUGCCCCAGGCCGUCUUCUCCACUUCCUCACGGUUCUGGAGCAGCCCCCCUCUCCUGGGACAGCAGCCUGGACCCUCUCAGGACAUCAAGCCCUUUGCACAACCAGCCUACCCCAUCCAGCCGCCCCUGCCGCCAACGCUCAGCAGUUACGAGCCCCUGACCCCGCUCCCCCCAGCUGCUGCCUCUGUGCCCGUGUGGCAGGACCGCACCAUCGCUUCCUCCCGGCUGCGGCUCCUCGAGUAUUCUGCCUUCAUGGAGGUGCAGCGAGACCCCGACACGUACAGCAAACACCUAUUUGUGCACAUCGGCCAGACGAACCCUGCCUUUUCGGACCCGCCUCUGGAGGCCGUCGACGUGCGUCAGAUCUAUGACAAGUUCCCAGAGAAGAAAGGGGGACUGAAGGAACUGUAUGAGAAGGGGCCCCCUAAUGCCUUCUUCCUUGUCAAGUUCUGGGCCGACCUCAACAGCACCAUCCAGGAGGGCCCAGGAGCCUUCUACGGGGUCAGCUCCCAGUAUAGCUCGGCCGAUAGCAUGACCAUCAGCGUCUCCACCAAGGUGUGCUCCUUUGGCAAGCAAGUGGUGGAGAAGGUGGAGACGGAGUAUGCCAGGCUGGAGAAUGGGCGCUUCGUGUACCGCAUCCACCGCUCCCCCAUGUGCGAGUACAUGAUCAAUUUCAUCCACAAGCUGAAGCACCUGCCGGAGAAGUACAUGAUGAACAGCGUCCUGGAGAACUUCACCAUCCUGCAGGUGGUCACGAGCCGGGACUCCCAGGAGACCCUGCUUGUCAUUGCUUUCGUCUUCGAAGUCUCCACCAGCGAGCACGGGGCCCAGCACCAUGUCUACAAACUCGUCAAAGACUAGGCUACCCUCUGCCCCCACCACCAGGAUCCGGGACGAGCGUCUGUUCCACACACCUGCCUGGCCCCCCCUGGAAGUCUGGGAUUGAGGACUCACCCGCCUGCCAGGCCUCAGGCCCAGGACCCAGGAGGCCUCCCCACCUACCCCCAGCACACACACUCCCUGCCACUGUUCUGCGCUUUAAUUGUGGGAGAAGAGAGGAGGGCUCAGUGGUGGGGCUGCCCGCCCUAGAUGCUGAACCAUCGCCCAGCUCUGCCCAGCCUCCGGUGAACGGGAGGACCCCUUUGGGCUCAGGCACGUGUGGCCGGCAGGGGAGGGUGGAACGGAGACCGAGGGAGUCAGAGUGCAGAGGCCCCAGGAAGGAGAGUGUCGAGUUGGAGUUAGGUUGAGAAGAGAGAGGGGCCCACACUUUCUUGCACCUGCUAUGUGCCAGGCCCGGUGCUAGGUCCUAUGUGUACCCAGUGCCGUUCUCAGACUGCGUGAAGCGAGCACGGGUCGUGGGUCUUGGCGUCUCAUGACGUGCUGAGACUUGAAGUUGAGCGACCCUUGCAGGGUGGGGCAGAGUUGGAAUUCUCAUCCAGGGCUGCCUGUCCCCAGAGCCCAGGUUUACACUACCUCCCUGGAGGGGAUGGGAAAGAGGGUCUGUACUAGGGGCUGGGGCCAUCCACGUUGGGAGCCUCCUCCCAGGGGAGCAGCUGCUUCUGACCAGGCAGGAAGAGAGGAGCAGCAGGUACUUGGCACCUGUUAGGUGCCCUCUGUCAGCCCCUGUGCUGACCUCCUCCAACCUGCCCUGGCCCAGAUCCAGUGCCUGAGCCCGUCAGCAGCUUCCUGAUGGGAGAAGGCCCCCAGGGGCAGACUCCAAAAUAGCUUGGAGCGUCCUGUAGAAAGAUGGAGCCCCAGCCUCAGGGCAGACCAGUGUUCCAGGGACAAGGGGUAGCAGAAAGGCUUUGCUAUUUUUUAAUGCCCAAGACUUGGGUUUGGUCAACCCUUGGUGGGCGCCACUCCCUUAUGUUUUUCUCCAUCUCAGUCUCCCAGGACUGGGACAGCAGCUUCCCAGAAUCAGUUCUGGGACUGAAGGUUAACCCUUCCCCUGCUGGCCCUUCCCAACACCCAGGCCCCUCUGCCAGCUUGGCCUUGUCUACCAGCCGCCUCUGGGCAUUCACGAGUUUCAUAUGAAGUACUGUGCCCCUUCCCUUCCUUACACCACCCGCCCCUGAGCUUUCUGAAGGUCCUCACAAUUUGCAUAUCGCUCAGGCCACUUCCAAACCCAACCUAGGUUUUAUAAUGUAUAUUAUAUUUUUUGUGUAUUUUUUAAAUCCAGCUGUGAUGGGUUAUAUCAUAAACGGGGCGUGGGGCUGGGGUAGGGGCCCUCAAGGCCCAGCUCCUGCUCAAAAAAAAAAAAAAAAAAAAAAAAAUUAAAGUUAUUUGUUUGUGGGUUA
Acinonyx jubatus (cheetah) is the source of this 3767-nucleotide messenger RNA. RefSeq names its product TEA domain transcription factor 3 (gene TEAD3). Bases 1 to 2331 code for a protein of 776 amino acids. Gene Ontology annotation, biological process: hippo signaling; positive regulation of transcription by RNA polymerase II; embryonic organ development. Lineage: Eukaryota; Metazoa; Chordata; Mammalia; Carnivora; Felidae. The transcript is spliced from 14 exons. The record is from RefSeq and is a predicted model, not a curated record. Gene Ontology annotation, cellular component: transcription regulator complex. Gene Ontology annotation, molecular function: RNA polymerase II cis-regulatory region sequence-specific DNA binding; DNA-binding transcription factor activity, RNA polymerase II-specific.